This is a messenger RNA of Microthlaspi erraticum, 984 nucleotides long. NCBI's taxonomy places the organism in Eukaryota, Viridiplantae, Streptophyta, Magnoliopsida, Brassicales, Brassicaceae. The record is from the annotation of a GenBank genome assembly.
AUGGCGGUUCGAGGAGGGUUUUGUCUGUACAGGAGAAAGAAGUAUAAAGAAGUGAAAGAGCCAUGGGAAAAGCCAUACGAUCCAUUUCGUUUUUCAUACAAAUCUUUAUAUAAAGCUACAAGAGGGUUUAACAACGAGUGUCGUGUUGGAGAAGUACUCUAUAAAGGAACUCUGCCUAAUCUAGGAGACAUCACGGUGAAGAGGGUAUCACACGAUGCAGAGCAAGGCAUGAAGCAGUUGGUCGCUGAAGUUGCGUAUAUGGGAAGCUUGCAGCACAAGAAUCUUGUUCCUCUGUUAGGGUAUUGCAGGCGGAAAGACGCGGUGCUGCUCGUCUCUAAGUACAUGGAAGGAGGUAGCCUAGAUCAGUACUUGUUCCACAGCGACAAACCGCCUCUUUCGUGGCCUCAGAGAGUCGCGGUUUUGAGAGAUAUUGCGUCUGCGCUCUGUUACUUGCAUGCAGGAGCUAGCCAUGUUGUUUUACACCGAAACAUUAAAGCUUCUAAUGUCAUGUUAGAUGGAGAUCUACAAGGGUUUUUAGGAGAUUUUUGGAUGUCGAGCUUUAGAAACCGUGGAUCUACCUUCACUGCACUUGGAGGAAGCAUAGGUUACAUUGCGUUCGAGCAGAUAUUAACAGGAACUUCAACUAGAACCGAUGUGUAUGCAUUUGGUGCGUUCAUGCUUGAAGUAACAUGUGGGAGGAGACCGUUUGAUCCUGAGAUGCCUGUUGAGAAACGGCAUUUGGUCAAGUGGGUUUGUGAUUGCUGGAGAGAGGGUUCGCUUGUUGAUGCUGUAGAUACAAGAUUGAGUGGUGAAUUCUUACCUGAGGAAGUCGAAAUGGUUCUGAAACUCGGCUUGCUCUGUACAAGCACUGUACCAGAUUCAAGACCAACAAUGGAACAAGUGGUGCGGUACUUAAACAUGCACCAAAGAUUGCCUGAUUUCUCUCCAGAUACUCCCGGAAUUGGAGUACCUACAGUGACCUAA